This is a messenger RNA of Pelobates fuscus (common spadefoot toad), 3939 nucleotides long. RefSeq names its product otoancorin (gene OTOA). Lineage: Eukaryota; Metazoa; Chordata; Amphibia; Anura; Pelobatidae. The transcript has 29 exons. The coding region runs from base 1 to 3939 and encodes 1312 amino acids. Gene Ontology annotation, biological process: cell-matrix adhesion. The record is from RefSeq and is a predicted model, not a curated record. Gene Ontology annotation, cellular component: cell surface.
AUGGCGCCUACUGAUGCAGGCCACGGCGACGACAUAAUCAAGCGCUUCCUCCGACGCAUAGCCAAGGCAUUCCAGCGCUUCUGGCAGCAAUUGGAGCAGCGUAUGGCACUGCAAGCACCGAAGCCUACGCGGGAGGUGAGAGAAGCCGAGAUGAAAGGGCCGGGCGAGUCCCGCUCGGGCAGACCCCAGCCUGGAGCACACGCCACCCAGGCUCCCUGCCUACCUGGGCCGAAGGCCAAGAGGGGUAAACCCCCACAGCAUCGCCCACGAUGCCGGAGAACCGCCCGCCGCUGCCGGCUUCGCAAUAUCAGGGUCCUCCGUAGCACCCAUAAAGGGGAAGACCCGGCUGCACUGCAUGCCCGAGUCUGUGGAAUACAGAUGCAGACCUUCCAUGAGGCCUGGGGCUGGAGCGGGAGCCGACGCGGCCCACGAAACACCUACAUGUUCAUCACGCAAGACCACAGAGUGGAUUACCUCAUACAGCACACCAGUGGCAUAGGGAUGGGCGUAGAAAUGAAGCUUUGUCUCCUGUUGAUGGUUUUCCUUCUGCCGGAGUUUGCAGCUGCCCAGAGUUCUCCUGUUGCAGACUUACCUAUGCAGCUGCUUAAUGGACUGAAUGGAAUCAUUUCUGGAAAAUAUUUGCUCGGCCUACUUGACAUACUGCAAUUUCACAGCUCCGGUGCUAAUGUGUGGACACCAGGUUUAAUCAGAAAAAUUGGGAUAUAUUUAUCUACGCAAAAUAUUUUUUCUAUUGAUACUUUAAAGAUGUCCGUGAAUAACUACCUUGAUCAUAUCUCUGAAGAUCCCAAGUUUCUCAUGACAGAAUUACGAAAGCUUGACUCACAGCAGUUCCAGUUGACGAUGAAAUACCUCUUUGGUGGAAAGAAGGAGCACUUUGAUAUGGUAGAUUUUGAUCUGGAUUUUGAGGCAUUACGAGAAAGGAUUUUACAGUGUCCAGGAGCAAAAAGGAUAAUAUUUCUUAUCACUCUUGAGAAAUGUCUUCCAGUUCUGAACUCCGCAGAAUGCGUAGAUAUACUAAGCCAGGUCAUUCGUAUGUAUGGAGAACAUUACCUCCAAAGAGAUGUGAUAGCGAAUCUUCCAUCUGAAUUACCGGAUGAACCCUUCAAGAAUCUGUCAUCUGUUUUCAAGGAACUGUACGAUAAGAUAACAGCCAAUGACAGGAGAGCUCUGUAUGAAUGGAUGACUGAAAUUCUCCAAAAAAAUUACAUGAAUAAUGAUUUCAAUGGAUCCACAUCAUGGGUUACAGCUGAGAACCUCUGGAUUUUGGGCAGGUAUAUGGUUCAUCUUCCAGUUGACGAAAUCAGGAAAAUAAAUGUAAAUGAAAUACGAAUGUUUAUCAGCUACGAUAAUGCCACAAAACAGCUAGAUACUGUGUACGAUAUAACACCAGACCUGGCAAAAGCUUUUUUGGAACUUAUAAACUCCUCAGGAUUCGAUAUGAGGAACAUUUCCACCAUAUACAGGCUUGGAUUGUUGGUUUGCUUCUACGAUGAUGUACUAGAUCUCGAUCCAACAGUGGCCAGAGCAUUGCUGCACCAAAUGAUCAAGUGUAACCAGCUGAGGAGCUAUCAUGCUGAUGUACAAAAGAUGAAGUCUCAGUUUCUCCAGAUUGCUAUGUUAAACCAGACUUUGAACGAGAGUCUGGGAUCCCUAUCUGAUGCUGUCGUUAGUCUGACACUGUCGCAGCUGGAGGCUCUGUCACCAGAGGCUGUGCAGGGAGCAAUCCUGACUCUCCAGCAGGUCUCAGGCUGGACUAAAAGUCAGAUUAUGGUACUGACCGGGAAAUAUCUAAAUUCUGAAAAGGUGUUAACCUUUUCCAAUAUGAGUCACCUUGGAGAGCUGGUGUCAGGUAUAAGUGCUCAGUCAUUUUAUGACAUGAAUCCACGGGAGCUUUCGAUGGCUCUGAAAGUCGGACUUUCCCAACAUGCCUCUGGUCUUUCUCCGGCACAACAGGAAAGCAUCCUAAGCCGGGUGCUGUCAUCGGGAGAUUUGCAGACAGUUGUAUCAGACAUGAACGGAGCAUUCUUUAGAGAAGUCCCUCUGUCACAAUUAUUAGCACAACGGGACCUGAAUGUUGCAGUACUAAAGGAGAAAGAAAUGAGAACGAGUCAGGCCCUUCUCCUGUAUGAAUUAAUGUCUCAUAAGACAUCACUGGUUGACCUAUUAAGUACAGGGUAUCUGGUGAAAGGCGUUACAUGUGAACAGAUCGAUAGUAUGAGCAAACCCAGCUUUCUUAACCAUUACAAGCUCUUCGAAAAGAAUCUUCAUUUACUUUCGCCAUAUCAGAUACACUGUCUGGCUUGGAGAUAUUGGAAAAUUUCCCAGGCAACCAUUCCUCCUUUUCUGCUAGCUGUCCUACCUUCAGAAUAUUUUGUGUCCUAUCCUCCUGCAUGCGGAUCAUUGUUAAUUAGCCUGGGAAAAAUUGAUCUGGACUCACUGCUGUUAAAUAAACACAAGAAAGAAAUGAUAAUUAACAAAAUCAACCAGUGCUUGAAUGGUUCUAUAACUGAUGUCUACCAAUUAGACAUGCUUGGGAACCUCGUCUGUCAUUUGUCUCCAGGUAUCAUUCGUGAUGGCUUAUCUACAGAUGUGAUUGAAGCAACAAUACACCGGAUGAAGUCUUGUACAAGCCUAAGUCAAGAGCAAAAUGUAGAAAUUAAGCACAAAAUCCUGGAGCAUUAUGGAAACCCACUGAGCUGGACAUCAGAAACUGUUCAGGAUAUGACAGCAUUUUGGAACCUGCUAUCGGAAGAAGAAUUCAAUGGAAUAUUAAAAAAGUUCCUGAAUACAGUUGUGCAGAUGGUAUCGGAGGCGGCAGGAAUUUCUCUGAGUCAGGGGAUGCUAUCAGCUCUAUUCCACGCAGUACAGGCAUUUAAUGCCAACGCCUCAGUACCUAAUCAAACAGCAGAGUGUACUGGAAUCACUUCGCCUACUGACGAGAAUAUUGUAAUCUUGGCAGAAGCCAAUUUAUAUUGGUCUUCUAAAGAAUUAUACUGCAUGGGCAGAGAAACCUUCCACAGAAAUGUGCAUAUCCUGGGUUCUAUAAGCGGCUUCAACCACUCUCAGCUCUCAGCCCUGAAGAAUAAAGCCAAAGAAGUGUGGGGUAACAUGUCAGACUGGAGAAGUUAUCAUGUCACCUCUCUAGGACGUAUUGCGACCGCUCUCAGUGAACAAGAAAUAGACCAGCUGGAUUUAAGUUCCAUAGAUGCAGUCUCUGCACUGGGCAAGCAGGAAGAAUGGACAUUUGCCCAGAAAAGGUCCAUUCUACAAGGGUUUCUGAACAAUUCGAAUAAAUCCUUGAAGGAUUUAAAGAGCUUUGACCUAGCAGGACUGGGAGGCAUUUUGUGUGCAGCUAAAGAAGACGAAAUAAAUCAGAUCCAAACAUCUGAAUUUCGAGCUGUUAUCUCAAGGAUCGGAUCCCUGCCUUGCAGUCCAAACAUUCUGCAGGAAUUUAAAAAGAAAGCAGAGAUGGUUUAUGGAAAACCCGAGACGUGGACCUCCUAUAUUUUACAAGAUAUUGGCUACAUUGCAGCUGGUUUAAACAAAGAAGAAUUCAAAUUGCUUCAACCAGAGCUAAUGCCUUACAUUCAACCUGCUGUGAUUAAAUAUAUACUUGACGACACGUUUAAGGUAAUGCCGCCAGAACAAAUUGCCAGCCUUGGACCAGAGAAUAGUGUCAUGGUUACAGAUUCACAACGUGCCAAACUUGAUACCACACAACUGCAGAGCCUUGAUCAGGCACUAGAUGGCGUCAGAGCAACCAGCAAAGACAAAGAAUCUACCACAUCCCCCAGCUCUACCAUAGUAUUCACCUCCUCCCCUGUCUCAGACAGUGAUAUGCUGUCAUGUGGCAACCGGAUCGUUUAUCUGUUUUUUUGUCAUUUCAUUUUUAAUGAACUUUGGUGCAUCUUAGCAUAA